Messenger RNA from Fusarium graminearum PH-1, 480 nucleotides. RefSeq lists its product as uncharacterized. Lineage: Eukaryota; Fungi; Ascomycota; Sordariomycetes; Hypocreales; Nectriaceae. The record is from RefSeq and is a predicted model, not a curated record. Bases 1 to 480 code for a protein of 159 amino acids. The transcript has a single exon.
AUGGGUGCUUGCUACCUUCCAAACAGCAAGCGAGUCUCUCGAAGCGAUACCAAAUGUUUCAAGAUUGUCAUAGGAAGUCCCCCGAACGUACAGUACAUACAGAUGGUUCAUCGCGGCAAUGACGAUUAUGGCUGGACAUUUAUGUUUAACCUUCCCAAUACCGGACAGCCCAUACCCAUGACUUGGAAGAAAGACAACAAUGUUGCUGUCGAUGGAAUGCACGCUUCAAGUCUCAGUGACAACAACUUUAAACUUCAGGAUCCUAAUGGACAACUCAUGGCUGUUUUUACGAGUCAUACUAUGAGUUUGCGACUGAGUGCAGUUGGUACUAUGCAGAUAAACAUGGAUCUGGGUCCCAUAUUCGAGUAUGCUGUCAUCAUGAGUUUGCUUUCGAUUUAUGAGUACCAAAAGCGGGAGGAGGAUGAGAGCUCGUCUCAUCUUAAUGCUGCUGCUGGGGCUGCAGCGGCUAGUAGCUGUUGA